GGGCGGGGUCUACGAGGGCCCCGCUGUUCCGGGUACAGAUUUAAGCCCGGCGGGGAAGAAGAUCGCUGCUCUUUUCUCGCCCCCCCCGCCUCCUCCUCCUCCUCCUCCUCCUCCUCCUCCUCCUCCUCCGUGCCAGCGAUUUCGGGGCGCUCGUUCUGCGCGCACCGCCCAUGGAGCGUUUGGCCUGCCGCCUGCCCCCAGUCCUGCUGUUCCUCCUCUUCCUCCAACUCCGGCCGAGCUUGGCUGACACUCCAGCCAACUGCACCUUUGAAGAUCUGGAGGGCACCUGGGUCUUCCAGGUGGGCAGGGGCCAAGGGACCCCGAACCGGCACAUUAACUGCUCGCAAGUGGGUGCUGUGGAGAAAGAAAUCAUUGUUCACCUUCAGAAGCUCGAUAUUGCUCAGGACGAUCAAGGGAACUAUGGCUUCUUCACGAUAAUUUACAACCAAGGCUUUGAGGUUGUGCUGAACAACUACAAGUGGUUUGCUUUUUUUAAGUAUAAAAAAGAUGGCCGCAAUGUGACCAGUUACUGCCACGAGACCUUACCAGGAUGGGUCCAUGAUGUACUGGGGAAGAACUGGGCAUGUUUCACUGGACGCAAGGUCUCCCCUUCCACCUCCAGAGUUCGUGUAAAUCAGCUUCCUCUUUUGAAAACCUCUGGAAGAUUCCUGCAGAAGCCUUACGUGACCAACUUCGACUUUGUAAAAGCAAUCAACGCCGUUCAGAAAUCGUGGAUUGCAACAACCUACAAGGAAUAUGAAGAGCUCACCCUAGAAGAUCUAGCUCGGAGAGCAGGCGGCUUAAAUCCCAGGAUUCCAAGGCCAAACCCUGCCCCUCUGACUGCAGAAGUAAUCAAAGAAGUUUCCAGUCUGCCUAAAUCUUGGGACUGGAGGAACGUGAAUGGAGUUAAUUAUGUCAGCUCAGUUCGAAACCAAGCAUCCUGUGGCAGUUGCUAUGCCUUUGCUUCAAUGGGCAUGCUGGAAGCCAGGAUUCGUAUCCUCACCAACAAUUCACAGACUCCAACGCUGAGCCCACAGCAGGUUGUUUCCUGCAGCGAGUACUCUCAAGGUUGUGAUGGAGGAUUCCCUUACCUCAUUGCUGGAAAAUAUGUUCAGGAUUUUGGUGUGGUUGAGGAGGCCUGCUUCCCUUAUACAGCCACCGAUUCCCCUUGCACUUUCAAGCACAACUGUUACCACUACUACACCUCUGACUACCGCUAUGUCGGGGGGUUCUAUGGCGGAUGCAAUGAAGCUCUGAUGAAACUUGAACUUGUUAAACGUGGGCCAAUGGCUGUUGCUUUUGAGGUAUAUGGUGACUUCCUGCAUUACGGAGGGGGGAUCUACCACCACACAGGGCUGAUGGAUCGUUUCAAUCCUUUUGAACUGACCAACCAUGCUGUCUUACUUGUGGGUUAUGGCACCGAUCCGGGUACUGGCGAGCAGUUCUGGAUAGUGAAGAACAGCUGGGGAACCUCCUGGGGAGAGGAUGGUUAUUUCAGGAUCCGUAGAGGCGCUGACGAAUGUGCAAUAGAGAGCAUAGCCAUGGCUUCCACACCUAUCCCCAAAAUGUAGCUGCAAUAUAACUUCAACAGGGUCAAUCCUAAAAAUGCCACAGAUUAUGGUGGACUUUCCUGCAGUUGCUUUUGAAGCUUUAAAAGAAUGAACUUUAAUGAAGAAAUUUAAUGGGCUACUGCUGGGACGAAGGGCGGGAUAUAAAUAAAAUAAUUAUAAUAAUGAAAGCAUUCAGCCAUUGUAGUGUCUGGCAUGGAGUAGUGAAUGAAGACAGCCUCCCCCAGCCUGGUGCCCUCCAGAUGUUUUGUACUACAGCUCCCAUCAUCACUAUCAUUGGCCGUGCUGUCUGGGGCUGAUGGGAGUUCUAGUCCAAAACAUCCGGAGGGCACCAAGUUAGGGGACAUGGGAUUAAGACCAGGUAGAGUUCAAAUAGCUAGUCGACCAGGAAGUUUGUAAGGUAGAUCUUUCCCAACCACUAUCCCUCAACUUUGGAUAUCAUGCUAAAUCAGACUUAAUUACGGCUUUGUGUGAUUGGCUGGCUAGAAAGAAUUGGGAACCAUGUUUUGGAGGAGGUUUGCAAAGCUAUGGUCUUGCAUGGUAUCCGAGAUGGCAGUGGUGGUGGAGAAAACAGCAGUUAUAACUGCUCUACCUUUGGCAGUCAAUAUAUCAUGAAGGAGAAGUUUUGAACAUAAGGAAAAUGGAAUUCAGACAUGCAGAAUGAUAUGCCAGUCCAUUUGGAAGGUCAAACCAUGGUUUGAACUGAGCUUAACUUUUAGCCCUGGGAUGGGGAGCCUCCAAAUGUUGUAAGAUGGCCAUCAGCCCCAGCCAGUAUGCCCAAUGGUCAGAGAAAGGAGCCUAGCACCUGGAGGGCCACAGGAGUCCCAUCCUUUUUAGCCUAACCUAACAGGGUUGUUUUGGAUAAAAGGGAUAAUCCCAUCGUAGAACAACAGUGAAAUACCAGGGGGGAAAGCAAGUUUGUUGUUUACAAUCUAGCUGCAAAUUGUCCAAGUUACAAUGUAUGAUAACUAUGGAUAUUCAACAUACUAUUUCCCAUCAUUUUCUCCUCUAAAUUGGACAAUCUUUCUGUACUUGCCUUUUGCCUGUAAUAUUUGUUACUGCUAUAAUUUCAUUUUUUUUAAAAUUACUGUGCCUUACAGGGAAAAUGAAGAAAUGUGUAAGUAGAAGAUAAUGUGAUUACUGCAAUAUGAUUGUACUGUGAUUUUCUUCUUCUUUUUUUUAAAAAAAGGGGGGGAUCUCUCCAUCCUUUUUGGUGCAGCAAAGAAGGAAAACCUGAUAUGUGACCUCUCCUGAAUGUCAGUGUUCAUCUGACAUUCAUUUUUAAUGAUGGCCUUUUAUUCUGCAAGUGCCUUGCUUCAUUUUUAUGGUUCUCAAUUUUGUAUGCGAUUCUGAAAUAAAGAAAAGUGCCUCUUUUUUUCUGUGGGAA
Molecule: messenger RNA, 2955 nt
Organism: Rhineura floridana
Lineage: Eukaryota; Metazoa; Chordata; Lepidosauria; Squamata; Rhineuridae
Gene: CTSC
Product: cathepsin C
Exons: 7
Coding region: 171-1571 (466 amino acids)
Cellular component (GO): lysosome
Molecular function (GO): cysteine-type endopeptidase activity
Source: RefSeq, a predicted model, not a curated record